CUGGUAGAUCUUUUUGUAUUCACAAAGACUACAAGAAACCUGUGUUGCAGAACCUGGGAUCCGCAUUAUCUACCAUGGAAAGAAUGGGAUGCAGGACCCUAUUAAUUGUUGCACUAAUAACAAUGAACCAUCUCCUUCCAGCGCAGGCUCAGUGGUUGAUAUUUGGAGACCGGGACAAAGAAAAAGAGAUCAGUGCUCCAAAACCCACAAGCCCUUCACCCACAUCCAAACAAUCAGAAAAUGAGCUUGAUGACCUUGAUGAGGAAAGUGAAAGCAUCAAGCUAACCCCACCACCAAUGAUGCCUCAUUCUACCAUACACCCUGAAGAAAAGAAAGAGCUUUUUCACCAGACAGAACCUCCAAUAAUAAUAAUCCCUGAAGAAACCACUACUCCUGUAAAGCCUACUACUACAGCCAUGAAGAAGACCACCGGCAUGACCCAAGGGCCUACAACACUAAAGGAGGCAACUGUCUCAACAGCUGGUAAUAUAAAGAUAAGAGAAAGUGAAAAACCUGCAAAAGAGUUCCAUGAAACCCCUCGUUAUUUCAGUGAGCCGAGGGAACCACCAGCACUACAACCUGAGCUGCAAACUACAGUUCCUGCGGCCGCACGUGAGACCACCCAACUUCAGAGUACAACAUCUCACCAGUAUCCCCUUACUGAGGGUCAAGGAUUUGCUGAGUUGAUUCCAUCAACCACAACAUUGUUGCCAGAUAUUCAUAAAGCCAAGAGUGAGGAGGAUUUUAGUCCAGAGGAAAGCAUUGUGGGAAAACAGGAUAUUGAACCAGUAGAGAUCACACCACGUUCUCCCUACCGAUUUCCUGAUAUAGACCCUGAGAAGCUCAAUCUCUCAGGCUGCACCUGUCCUGCUAUACCUGGGCCACCAGGAUUAAAGGGGGACAGAGGCGACCCUGGACCCCCAGGACUUCCAGGAAGCCCAGGUCAUACUGGCGAAAGGGGUUAUAUGGGGAUGCCUGGACCACCAGGCCCCCAGGGUCCUCCUGGACCACAAGGAAUUCCAGGACAACCUGGAACAGUGGGGAUAUUUAAGGCAAAAGAGAGUGAAAAUGAGGUUGUUCUGGAUCGUCCUGGACCUCCAGGGCCCGAAGGACAACGUGGACCUCCAGGGCUUCAAGGUCAUCCUGGACCUCAAGGACCCGAAGGACCCGAAGGUCCUCAGGGACCACCUGGACUUCCUGGGCUCCCAGGAGUUCCAGGACACCCUGGACUUAUAGGCCCAAAAGGAGAUCAAGGUCCAGAAGGUCUGCCAGGUUUAAGAGGACCCCCAGGCCAGAGUGGGUUUCAAGGUUAUGAGGGGCUCCAAGGAUCAGAAGGCCUAAGAGGACCAGAAGGACCACCUGGACCUCAGGGUCUUCCAGGAAUAGAAGGCCCCCAGGGACUUCCUGGCCCAGAAGGUAGCCCUGGCAUAGCAGGGUUACCAGGUUUGCCUGGCAUGGAUGGAUCACCUGGACUGUCAGGUCACCAGGGACCAGAAGGGGCCCCUGGAAUACAAGGUCUCAUUGGACAAAAGGGAGAAAAAGGGGACACUGGUGCUUCUGGUCUUCCCGGAAUCCAAGGGCUACAUGGGCAAAAGGGAGAGCCAGGCCCACAGGGGCCACCAGGGCCAGCAUCUGAAGGAUUGUGCUGUAAGGGUGAAAUAGUUCCAUCAAUCCCUGCAGUUGUGCCUGGGCCCCAAGGACCUAAGGGAGAAAAAGGAGAUCCAGGAGAGGGCUGUGCUAAUCACUGCAGUCAUACUUUAUCUAACGAUAUCAGUCCCCAUGGGCCUCCUGGACCUCAGGGCCCACCAGGUCCUCCCGGACCCCCCGGACUACCAGGACCCCCUGGACCCCCACAAACAAAUCUGCCUUCUCGAUUCCAAGAGGAUGGAAGAUCAGAUGUAUAUGGCUCUCUCCUGUACUCUGGUCUUCCUGGAAGCCCAGGUUCGCCAGGACCUCCAGGCCCUCCCGGACCCCCAGGAGUGGUGUACAUCAAUAGAGUGUAUCCGGUACCGCCGCGGCCACACUGCAAACAGACGGUACCCAUUGAAUCAAAGACCACAAGAUCUGAUUCAGCUGCUGAACCUCAGAAAUAUCUAAAGAGUUGGGUAUUUCAGACCAAGGAUGAGAUGUCCCAGGCAUGGGAGGAAGUGACAGAGGGUGCUUUGGUUUAUGUGAAGGAUCAGAGUGCUGCCUAUUUCCGAUCCAGUGUCGGUUGGAGUAAAAUCCUGUUGGAGGAUAUAGAUCCCAUUUUAUCUGCUGAUGAUCCAUUAGUCCAAGAGGAAUAUGCAGAAGAAGACCCCGAGAGUACCAAUGAGCAUGUGUCAGUGCCACAAAGUAUCAGUUACCGAAUCCCUUCUCUGCGCCUAGUGGCUCUCAAUGUUCCAAUGUCGGGUGGAAUGAGUGGCAUCCGAGGGGCUGACCUGCAGUGCUACAACCAGGCCCAGGAGAUGUCCCUUUAUGGAACCUUCAGAGCUGUUCUGACCUCCUCCAGCCAAUCCCUCUCCUCCAUAGUGAAAAGGACAGACCAAAACCUUCCUAUAGUGAAUAUAAGAGGUGAUCUUCUCAUGAUGAGCUGGAAUUCCCUGUUUGAAAAUAAAUCCAAGCCAUUUAAGUCUAAUGCUCCUGUUUACUCAUUCAAUGGAAGAGACCUUCUCACGGACACUCUUUGGCCACAGAAAGCAUUCUGGCAUGGUUCAAGCCAAAAGGGGAACAGUAUCAGGAACAGAAACUGCAGGGAAUGGAGAAGCAGCAGUGUAGCUGAGGGGCUUGGAUCCCCUCUGACUGGGAAAUGGAUCCAGGACAGUGACUCAUACGAAUGCUCUAAACCCCUUGCUGUCCUGUGCAUUGAAAUUGCCUUCCCCUAUCAGCACAUGUGGUGAGCUGAAGUAUUUACAGGGCUUACUGAAUGAAGGAACAGGCGAUGCAACACCUCCACAAAUCUGCCUAAAAUGUUACCUCUCCUACUGCUGCUGUGGCAUGGGCUGAAGAAGAAGAAAACGGUGGGGCGCUGCUAUGUAUAUAGCUAUAACAUUAACAGGAUAGCUCCAUUUAAUUGUAUUCUUGUUAUUUUUGGGUGGUGAAGGAAAAAAAAAAUCUGAGGUCUGUCUAUGUUACAUUCAAAAUGGAUUCUAAAGGAGAACAAGGUCUCUGCAAUAUUUUUUAUUUAAUCUAAAAUUGAAAUCAAACAUUAAGCACUGGGCUUUGUUCCAUUACACUCAAAUUAAGUUAAGUAUUGCACUUAAUAAAAGGUGUAAAAUAAUUGACAUAUAUCCUCAUUUACAGGAAAGCAGAGAGGAAACUUGCUCCUUAUCCAGCUACUGGCUGCCUGGGAAUGUCUUAGACUUUCCAUGCAAGAACACGGUAUAUAGGAAGAGGGAAAUCUCAUAUAUAAGGAUAUGACACACAGUAAUGCAGGAUAUCGGGGGGUAACAUGUCUGUGUGGGUUCCCCCAGGUACCCUGGUUUCCCCCUCACCCUCCGAAAUGAAAACAUACAGGCCGGUUAAUACUUUGGGCAUAGUUACCUUCACUUAACGGCUUUUUGUGCUCUUUUAUAAAGCACAGACAAGAAGUGCAUAAAACUGGUGCUAAUUUAUAAUACUGAACAUUUCUAGAAAAAUAAAGCAAAUGGAAUAUCAUUUAUAAGGUAUUCAUUUUUCCUUUGUCUACCCAUGAUGUAUGCAUGUUUGGCAGCAGAAUAUGGACGGAGCCCCUGUAUAAUAACAGAUAAUGUACCCAACUGCCAAUAAAAUGAUGAUACUGGAACUCGGCUCAGAGUUCAACUAAA
This is a messenger RNA of Xenopus laevis (African clawed frog), 3785 nucleotides long. It is a transcript of the gene col15a1.L, whose product is annotated as collagen alpha-1(XV) chain-like. The record is from RefSeq and is a predicted model, not a curated record. The transcript is spliced from 22 exons. NCBI's taxonomy places the organism in Eukaryota, Metazoa, Chordata, Amphibia, Anura, Pipidae. The coding region runs from base 75 to 2879 and encodes 934 amino acids.